CUGUACAUGUGCUCAACUUGACAGCACUCUGUUGCACAUGCCUAUCCAUGUCCAUGCAGCGGUCCAGUUCUUGUUUUCAAAUCCUCCGGGUGGGCGGAUGAGGAGAAUGGGCUAAUCAGGCAGAAACCAAACUUUAACUCUGGGGAGACAGGCAGCAAGACACGGAAGCAACAGACUGGAAAAGCAAGCUGGGAAGCAAAGUGGCCAACUCUCUGGUCGGUGGUGAUGAUGAAUGCAAGAUGGAGGUUGAAUUGGGGGAGUUGACAGAUGAGGAGGCAGCAGUCAUCUUGGAUGUUUUGGAAAGAGACAAGCAGUUGCAGAAGCGGGAGGAGAGGAGACUAAGCCAACUGGAGAAGACAGAAUGUGACCCUCUGCGCCUGCGCUUUCUCUCGGGCACAUGGUUUACUGAGGAGAGGGACAGGCGACACCAGAGAGGUGGAGUGGACAUAGUGCAUGACUCCAUUCGCCAGAAGAGACGUGUCAAAGACAUUCCUCUGACGACUGUUUUUGAGAAGCAGACAGACAUUGAAUGUAAGCAGACAGCUGAAGAGGAUGAUGAUGGUGACCGAGAUGAGGAAGAGGAAGAGGAGCACAGAAGGGGUUCCGAGACCAGGGUGCCUCCCAUACCUCGGCCAAGAGUCAAAACACCUCUGCAAGUCUGUGUCAAUUGUGAAGAUGAAAAUGAUAAGAAUUCAGAAAGCAAAGUCUCCACACAUGGUGAUGUGUCUCUAGUAGGAAGAGGUGAGGAAGAAGACGCUGAGGAGAGCAUCUCUGAGCCGCCGCCCUCCUCACUGCAGGACACUGACUCCAUCAGCAUUUUGGAGCUUGAUCCAAUCAGAAUUGGCUCAACCAACAGUUUGCAGUACAAUACUACGUGGAAUGGCAGUGUGACAAGUUUGAUGAGUGUUGGGGAAAUCGGGGAUGCGGUUGUGAGUGGACGAAUCCAGUUCUCCCUGCAGUACCACCACCACAAGGAGGAGCUUGUAGUGUAUGUGUAUCGCUGUCAGGAUCUUGCGCAAGCCCGCAGAAACCGCACAAACCCGUAUGUAAAGGUCUAUUUGCUGCCGGAUAUGUCCAGUCAGAGUAAAAGGAAGACAACUGUGAAGAAGAAAACAGUUAACCCAAUCUACAACGAGAUCUUCACAUAUAAGGUAGCUGACAUUAGGGGUCGCGUUUUGUCGCUGUCCGUGUGGCAUACCGAGGCCCUGAGGGCCAAUGUGUUCCUGGGGGCAGUGGAGGCCCAACUGAACCACUGGGACUGGGAGAAGAGCCAACCCGGCUGGCACUCCCUACAGCCCAGAUUCCUCAUGGAUCCUGCCAUGGGAACUACCACAGGAACCAUACUGCUCUCCAUGAAGUUCGUGCCAUCUGGCGCCGAAGGCUCUGGCCUGCCCCCUACAGGAGAGUUGCACAUCUGGCUUAGGGAAGCUGCGGUCAUCUCUUCAAAACACAGAGUUCCCAGCACAUUCGUCAAAAGCUGUGUGUUACCAGAUGAGAACCAGUCUAGUGGCCAGAGGACUCGCGUGAUCAGACGCUCAGCGUCUCCGGUGUUCAACCACACCAUGGUGUACGAUGGCAUCCACGCGUCUGACCUCACACACAUCUGUGUGGAGAUGACCGUGUGGGACAAGCACGCUCUCGCCGCACACUGUUUGGGAGGAGUGAGGUUCAGCACAGGCGCCGGUGUCAGCUAUGAGCAGACAGUGCUCUGGAUGGACUCAUCGGAGGAGGAGCAGAAAGUGUGGAUGGCAGUCAUGAACAAUCACAACCGCUGGGUAGAGACUGCUCUCCCACUAAGAACUGACCUACAGCCCUACACCUGAAUCUAAUUCUUAGGCUUACAUUUGCUUACUUGCACUUAGAACUUUGAAUGCCAGUGUUAUUCGUGCCACUCGUGUGAUGUAUAAGGGGGGAAAGAGCAGGCAUGUGAAGUUGAAGAAUUUUGGUAGGUGAAUAGAGUGAGGCGUCUCUUUAACCUCUCUUCUGUAACACUGACAUUUCACAAGGAUGAAGAUACAGUAAGGCACGGUCAUAAAGAAUCAUGUGCAGAUAUGUAAUGUAUGACUUGCUCUUAGUGCUUUGUAGAAUUAAUCUCCGAGUGAUGUGUGAUUGCUGCUAUAGAACUAUACUGCACAAGAAAUUUGAAGCUCAUUGUCUUCACUUGAUUUUUGACACACACACACACACACACACACACACACACACACACACAUGUGCACUCAUGUAUUGUGACUCAACUACCAACCGUACCUCCUGAAUCGGACUCACUGACUCAAAUUCUUGCUAUGGCUUAGCUAUUUGCCCGGCAGUUUAGAAUAAAGGUGGACAAGUACAAGCUUGCUAAUGCUCAUUUUCAAUGAUAAGAAUUAACAUUUUCAAGCAUACCUUCAAAACAUGCUCAUGUGCCGUUCCACAGAUUUUAUUUUUUAAUCCUCUCAGCUCUUGCGCCAUUUUGAGGUAAUUUCUGUUUUAGCUAGUAGUUGGUUCAGUGUUACAGUCAGCUAAUGAAGCUUGUCAGGCGCAAUCAACACAGAGCAGGGAGAUGUUAGAGGGGGGCACCACAAUUUCUUUUUUGUUAAUGUAGGAAAAUAUACUCUGUCUACUGUUUGAUUGAGUAAACAGUUAUUCAAAUGAGCAAAACUACUGUUAUUGGUUCCCAAAGCACAGUAUGUGAUGUGUACCACCUCUGUCACACAACAACAGUUUUUGGUGUUAUGAUAUCUACAGUAGGAAACCUAUAGGAUGAAUUGGCCAAUUGCAAGGGUCCUGCACUGACAGGGGCAACAUAGUGAUCACUGUUACAGUACAUUUACUAUGACUUUUAAUUUAAAUGUUGAUUGUUUUAACUUGAUGUCAACCCUGUUUAUUAUCUCAUUUAUUUAUUUUUUUCAUGGUCAGUUCCAGUGAACUGCAUUUACAUCUGAGGACUCAGAUUAGGCUACUGUCAUCUGAUGCAUCUGAGCUUUACUUACUGUCUCACACUCUUACCCCUUCAUACACAGACUCACAUGCAUACCGUUGACGGAGGUUGCCAUAUUAAGGUGCUAACCAGCACAACUGAUCAGUUGGGGUUCAGUGUUUUGCUAAGGACACUGACACAUUGAAUCAGCAACCUUUCUAUUACUGCACACUUUGUUGAGAGCAACAGAAUGUCGUCCGAAAGUUUGGCAAAGAUUAGCAGACAAAAAGGUACUUUGCCAUUUCAGCUAUUUGGUGGAAUUUAGGGAAGGAAAACAACCCAGAGUCAUUGUUCACAUGACUAAUAUGAAACUAAGAGUCACCAUGUACUUGAACAACAAUAAGUACGAGGCCCACAAAGGGACUUGAUAUGAAGAUGAGAAUUCUUUUUUUUAAAGCAACACUAAAGCACUUUUCUUCUGUCGCACACACGCUAUUUGUUUAUCCAGCAAAUAACAGACAAGGUAGAAUAUGUUGCAUGAUUUUAUGAAAGUAUGAUGUAUUGCGACAUCGAAGCAAGUC
This is a messenger RNA of Sardina pilchardus (European sardine), 3480 nucleotides long. It is a transcript of the gene sytl1, whose product is annotated as synaptotagmin-like 1. Gene Ontology annotation, molecular function: small GTPase binding; neurexin family protein binding. Gene Ontology annotation, biological process: intracellular protein transport; exocytosis. The transcript has 15 exons. The coding region runs from base 240 to 1823 and encodes 527 amino acids. Lineage: Eukaryota; Metazoa; Chordata; Actinopteri; Clupeiformes; Clupeidae. The record is from RefSeq and is a predicted model, not a curated record. Gene Ontology annotation, cellular component: exocytic vesicle; plasma membrane.